Molecule: messenger RNA, 2211 nt
Organism: Talaromyces amestolkiae
Lineage: Eukaryota; Fungi; Ascomycota; Eurotiomycetes; Eurotiales; Trichocomaceae
Exons: 1
Coding region: 1-2211 (736 amino acids)
Molecular function (GO): RNA binding
Source: RefSeq, a predicted model, not a curated record
AUGGUCAAGAUGGCCGACGAUAGCAACAAAAGACGCCGUUUGUCGGAGGAUGGCAGUUUCGAGGCUAAAAUAGUCGAAGAGGUUCUGAAUGAGAAAAAUGAAACGAAAGGCGAAUCUACCGAAUUGCCAGCAAAGCCGCAAAUGAGAAGAGAACUUUUCGUACGAUCUCUCCCAGCGUCAGCGACAACCGAAAAGUUGACGGAAUUCUUCUCCCAAUCAUACGUCCUCAAACAUGCAACUGUCGUUAUUGAUCCAGAAACCAAGCAAUCGAAAGGCUAUGGCUUCGUGACCUUUGCGGAUAUUGAAGAUGCUCAACGUGCCUUGGAGGAGUUCAAUAACGCCGAGUUCGAAGGUCGGAAAAUCAGAGUCGAAGUCGCACAACCCCGUAAGCGUGAAAUUGACGAAAAGGGAGGCAGAAGUGUACCUACUGCAGAGUCCACGAGACUCAAGGCGGAACGUACCAAGCAAAGAGAACAGACGGCACCUCCUAGGCUGAUUGUACGAAAUUUGCCCUGGACAAUCAAAGAAUCCGACCAACUUGCUGCACUGUUUCGCAGUUUCGGAAAGGUCAAGCAUGCCGUUGUGCCAAAAAAGGGCAAUGUUCAGGCUGGUUUUGGAUUCGUUGUGUUGCGUGGUCGGAAGAACGCCGAGAAAGCCUUGGAAGCUGUGAAUGGAAAGGAGGUAGAUGGAAGGACUUUAGCCGUUGAUUGGGCGGUAGAAAAGAGCGUUUGGGAGGAGGCACAACAAAAUGCGGAAAAGAAGGAUGUGAAAGAUGCAAUGGAUGUUGAUGUUGGAGAUGACAAGGAGACUGAAGCCGAAAACGACGAAGACGAAUCUGUUGAAGUUGGCUCCGCAGACGAGGAUGAGGAGGAAGAUGAGGAAGGAGACUUUGAUGACGAGGAUGAGGAUGAGGAUGAGGACGAGGAAGACGAAGAAGAUGAUCGCAAUGCUUCUACGAUUUUCAUUCGCAAUCUACCUUUCACCAGCACAGACGAGACAUUAUAUGAGCACUUCAAGCAGUUUGGACCGCUACGCUAUGCACGUAUCGUUGUGGACUACGAGACUGAGCGCCCAAGAGGAACAGGGUUUGUCUGCUUCUGGAAUGCCGAAGACGCCAUCGAAUGCCUCCGAGGCGCUCCGCGACAAGUCGAUGCUGGCAAGGAAGAUGCAAACACCAAGAAGAACUCUACAAGCAUCAGACAAUCUGUGCUGCAGAACGAUAUGCUCGACCCGACCGGAAAAUACACCAUGGAAGACCGUGUUCUCAAUGUUACUCUUGCCGUAUCAAAAACCGAAGCCAAUAAAUUGACGGAGGAAGGUGUGUCUCGUCGAUCGGAGAGAGAUAUGGAUAGGCGCCGACUUUAUCUCUUGAAUGAAGGAACUAUCAACACUGCCUCUUCACUCUAUAAGAAAUUGGCGCCUUCAGAAAUCAAAAUGCGAGAAGACAGUCUCAAGCAGCGUCAAAACUUGAUUAAGAACAAUCCUACGCUACACUUGAGUUUGACCCGAUUAUCCAUCCGAAACAUUCCCCGAUCAGUGACUUCCAAAGACCUCAAAGCGCUUGCCCGUGAAGCCAUCGUCGGCUUUGCCAAAGACGCAAAGGAAGGACGUCGCCAACCAAUAUCCGCAGAGGAGCUGGCUCGUGAGUCCGAAGAAACGAAGGGCGAUGACAAACGUCGUCGUGAAAAGGGUAAAGGUCUCGUCAAACAAGCUAAGAUUGUCUUUGAAGGACGCGACGGCAGCAAGAUUGAGGAGAAGACUGGUGGAGGACGUAGUCGUGGUUAUGGAUUUGUUGAGUACUUUAAUCAUCGACACGCAUUGAUGGGAUUGCGCUGGCUGAAUGGACAUGUUGUGCAAGCCAAGUCCAAUGACGGAGAGGCGGAGAAGAAGAAAAGACUGAUCGUUGAGUUUGCGAUUGAGAAUGCUCAAGUUGUCAAGAGACGGAAAGAGUUUGAAGAGCGGGCACGCACUAAGAAGGAGGAUGGACCAGAAAAAGGUGGUGACAAUGACAAGAGAGGAAUGAAGAGGAAGAGACCUGAAGGCCGUGGAAUGAACAAAGGAGACAAAGGAGACAAGGGAGGCAAGGGCAAAGAUAAAAAAGCAGAUGCUGGCGAUGAUGAAGACGAUGAUGAAAAGAACAAGAUUGCAAAGAGGAACCGCAUCAUUGCUCGCAAACGUCAGCAACGAAGAUCAAGGAAAGGCAAAGCCUGA